AACAUGUUGAAAAUCAAGAGAGUGACACCAAAAAAUCCAUAACUAUAGAGAUGAGUAUUUUUUUGUAUAUAGAUGAACAAAAAUUGCCAUGAUCAACCAUAUUAUGGUUGAAUUUCCCAAUAAUAAAAAUACACUUAACAUUACCAUAAAAGCUCAAACGUCUGAGUUAUUAUUAUCUCCUCACUAGCACAUGGGCUUUUUUGCAUCUUUUUGAUAAUGAUAUAAUAUAAGGUGUCUCUUUAAAAUUAAGUAAAAGAUAAGGGAUGAUAUCGCCAAUAUCAAUAUUUUCAGAGACUCAGAAAAAGAUGAUUGUCGUCUUCCUAGUUUCCCCUCUCUUCCCUCACCUUCCGCUCCACUCUCUUUCUCUCUCUACAGUGUUUCUUCCUUUUUCUUCAACGUCAAAAACUCACCGGCGGUUUCGAUUUCACGGUAAGAAGUUGAAUCGUUUGGUACCACAUUCUGAUUUUUCUCAUCUCCCCUGCGUUCGUCGUCUAUUUUUCUCUUUGUAUUGAUCAUUUACUCUCUUAGUAUUCCGUACUACGCAAGCAAAAAAAAGUUGCAGAUACUUUCUCUUUGAUGAUUUUCUGAAAUCUUCGCUCUUCGUUUUGAAGAAAGAACUAGUUGAUUCUGUGUUUCGCUUUAUCUGCAUUCGUUGUCACGCGUUCCGUACUGUUCACCUGUGGGUUUUGUUAGGGUUUGGUAUGUUCUUAAAUCUAGGGUCACGAUUAUGGAACUUAUCUACAGUAACAUGGUUUUUUGUUGAGAAUUGUUGGUUUUUAGCUUGGUUUUUAAGUUUCUAGUGGAUAAUCAUCAUCAAUGGAGUUUGUGCUUUCAUCAUGAAGUUCUCUGAAUCAGAUUGUGAGAAGAGAUUACCGAUAACGUGUUUUAUAGUCUCUGAUUUUGUUUUUUUUGUUCAAGGUUGAGAAUUUGUCAUCAAUCACAAUGAGUCCUGGUCAGUUGCCUUCAGAUUCGAUCAAAGUAGUUCCUGGCAGGAGUAAGCUGAGGGUUGAAUCUUCAAAUCCAGUUCCCAGAGGGAAUCCAACACCUAAAGCUUCAAAGGUGAAGCUGCUUUCACCGGAGGAAGCUAUGAAACUUACAUCUGGAGGCAAUGGAAUGGCGGUUUCUCCAGUUAAACCUGCUCGCGCAACUUCUCAAGUACCAAAACCUGUCCUGCCUCGUCGAAAUCCUGAAGCACCAAGACCUGUACCGGCUCAUGCAACCCCUGAAACACCGAGACCUGUCCCAGCUCGUCCAAUUUCUGCAGCACCAAGCCCUGUCUCGGCUUGUCCAACUUCUGCAGCACCAACCCCUAUCUCGGCUCGUCGAACUCCUGAAGCACCAAGACCUGUCCCAGCUCGUCCAACUUCUGAAGCACCAACAAUUGUCCCGGCUCUUCCAACUUCUGCAGCACCAAGCCCUGUCUCCGCUCAUCCAACUUCUGCAGCUCCAAGCCCUGUCUCGGCUCGUCCAACUUCUGAAGCAUCAAAACCUGUCCUGGCUAAUCCUGCAGCAGGUAUUAGAAGAGAAAUCGUUUGCGGUCUUCGAGCUUUGAGUAUGACUACUACACCAGUGAGACAGAGAACCAAUCCAAGUCUCCUUCAAUCUAAGAAGGUUGAGCCUCCAAGUCCACGGGCGUUGCAAAUUCGUUCAAGAGUUAAGCAACAAGCAGCUAAUGCAACACAAGUUCAACAAGGGACGAUUGUGGAAGUUGGUGAUAAAGCUAAAGAUCAUGGUUCCAAAGAGAUACGUCAAUCAGUCUCUGAGGAAGAAUUGUCGGAAUUACUUCUAUAUCUACCAGCUCAGAAUCCUACCUGGAACGGACGCAUUAUGGAUUCUGCCUCGCCUCCUGAGUUUGACUGCGAGUUUUGGUCUAAACCGGCAUCCAAUAUCACAAGGAUGGCACUCAGACGUUCAAAGGCAAUGCCUGCAUUACUCAAGGUCGAAUUGCUUCCUACAUGCCACAUUCUGAAUGAUGUGUCUGGCAGAAGCCCAACGCUAUUGAAUGUCGAAAUGUACCUUUUCCCAGAUGAGAAGAAAACAGAAAGGUUUAAAGGGGAGCAUGCUAAUCUGUUUGAGGCAAUGGCAACUCGCAGUGCCAUGGCCAAAGCUAAUAUAAACGACACUGAGUUGUUGAUAUUCUCCUCGAAACUAUUGGACAAAACCUCCCAAUCAGUUGUCAUCAAUACGCAGAAGAAAACAGAAAACUUCCUUUGGGGUUUUUUUCUCCAGACAAAAAACUCACUAGGACUUGUACCAGAAACUGCUUCUCAAAUUGAUACAGAUUUUGAUGAUGGGGAUGUUGUUGACAUGGACAUAGACACUGAAUGCCUGACCCCAAGUGUGGCUCUGAAGCUAAUUACAGAAUCACAAAACACUCCCUCAAGAUCACCAGAGAAGGUGAACAGAGAAACAAGUUUACCUCCUGGUUUCGAGAAGAUAUGGACACCACCUUUUGUGAAACUUAAUAUACAAGGAACUUCAAACCCUCUAUCUGAUCUAUCCGGAUCGGCUGGAAUAGUGCGUGAUCAAUCAGGGAAGUGGGUGUUUGGGUACAUCAGGUGCCAUAGGAGCAUCCCUGAAGUCGCAGCUGGGCUUUUGGCUAUAUACCAUGGCCUGAAAUUUCUGUGGGACAGCGGUUUCCGAAGAAUCCACUUGGAGACAACAAGCUUUGAGAUCAUCAAUGCUCUAACAACAAGAUCGUCCCUGUUUUGUAAAAGGAAAACGCUUCUGGGGUCGUGCAAGGACAUGAUAUUGAAGGAGUGGGAGUGUGACAUUUACCAUAUCUCCAAAGAACAGAACUCGUGUGCAGAAUGGUUAGCAAAGAGAUCAGAAGAACAGCCUCAAGAAUUAGUUUUCUUCGAAUACCCUCCUCGUGGCCUUGUGGAUCUUCUGGAGAAAGACCGCCUUGCAGCUAUAUAGAGCUUCUUCAGCUUUGAGGUACACAGUCCCAGUGAACAGCUUAGGAGUACAUAUCUCGGAUUUAGUAGUUUGACCUUUUGAAAAUAUUAGAAGAAGAAGAGAGAGAUGGUUUGAGUGUUAAUGUGACAUCGUUGCAUAGUCGUAACUCGUAAGUACAGUGGAGUUUCAUUGUAACCACAGUUGAAGUACACAGACGUUUUUGUGAUGUGAAGUGAAGAAUCGAUAUAA
Messenger RNA from Arabidopsis lyrata subsp. lyrata, 3147 nucleotides. Its product is annotated as formin-like protein 5. Gene Ontology annotation, molecular function: nucleic acid binding; RNA-DNA hybrid ribonuclease activity. The transcript is spliced from 5 exons. The record is from RefSeq and is a predicted model, not a curated record. Lineage: Eukaryota; Viridiplantae; Streptophyta; Magnoliopsida; Brassicales; Brassicaceae. Bases 943 to 2919 code for a protein of 658 amino acids.